GGGAAAAAAGGGAAAAGAGAGGGAAAAGAAAGAGGAAGAAAGAGGGAGGAAAAGAAAAAGGAGGGAGAAAGAAGAAAAAGGAAGGGGGGGGGAGAAAAGGGAAGAGAAGGGAAAAAGGGAGAGAGAAGGGGGAAGGGGAAAAAAAAGAAGGAAAAGGGGGAAGAAGGGGGAAAAGGGAAGAGAAGAAGGAAGGGGGGGGAAGAAAGGGAGAAAGAGAAAAGAAGGGGAGAGAAGAAGGAGAGAAGGGAGAGAAAGGGAAAAAAAGAGAAGAGGGAGAAGGAAAGGGGGGAGGAGAGGGGAAGGGGGGAAGGAGGGGGGGAAAAAAAGGAGGGGGAGAAAAAAGAAGAAGGGGGAGAAAGAAAAGGGAAGGAGAAGAAGGGAAGAAAAAGGAAAAGAGGGAAAGGGAAGGAGGGAAGGGAAAGAGGGGGGGGAAAAAGAAGGGAAAAAGGGGAAAAAAAAAUAGAAGGAGGAGAAAUGGAGGACGGCGGUUACGGAGUCUCUGCACAUCAGACGGCGUGGACGGUAUGGCGGAAAUGCGACCACGGUGGACCACGCCCGGUGAGCGGUGUUAGCUGCUUGGCCGCAUCGAUUCCUAAG
Molecule: messenger RNA, 597 nt
Organism: Gigantopelta aegis
Lineage: Eukaryota; Metazoa; Mollusca; Gastropoda; Neomphalida; Peltospiridae
Product: protein PXR1-like
Exons: 4
Source: RefSeq, a predicted model, not a curated record